AUGAAAAGAAUGCAGAAAUUAUUGGUAGUCAUUCUGGUUAAUAUUAGUUGUAGGCCUAUAUUAAGCGUCAAUCGUAUUGAAAUCCAGCCUAAAGACCUAACUGUAUUCGAAGGAGAGAAUGCCUCCUUCGAAGUCCAAUCUACAUCUGCAUUAACAUGGGUGUGGUUUAGGAUACAAGAUAACACAGCAUAUAAGGUAAAUGACAAAAGGUACGUUAUAUUUGUUAACGGCAUGAGAACGGCGAGUAAUUUGACAGUCUUAAAUGUGACAAAGGCUGAUGAUCAGACAAACUACGUUUGCCGAGGAGAUUUUAGUGUUAGUAGUAGGCCUAGUAUUUAUACUCGUUAUGCAACUCUUACAGUCAUUACACCUCUCGAUACAGAUUAUCCAAAAUGUACAAUUGACAAUAUUGACAGUAUACAUGUAGGAGAAACUGUGAAUAUCUUCUGCACCGCAAUCGGUGGUGUACCAAGACCAUCAUUAAAUUGGUUCGAAAACAAUAUCAAAAUUAAAGAAACCAUAGACUUCGUGUCACAAAACAGCAGUAAUACUUACCUAAACAUAUUGUCAAUCUCGUUGUCAAAUGAGGACAAUGGAGUUGAAUUUAAAUGCAAAGCUGAUGGAAAAUCUGUAGUUGGAAACCAAUCUUGCUCUGUUGUGCCUUUAAGCAUCAAACCGAAUGUAAGUAUAAUCAUAACUAAAAUGUCAUAUGACGUUGGAGACUCAUUAAACAUUACCUGUUCAGGUGAGGGGAUUCCACGUAUUACAGAAUAUAACUGGUUCUUCAACAAUGAGCACGUGACGUCAUCUCAAUCAAUGUUCAAUAUUAUUGGAAAUGGAACGAUUUUAGAGAUUUUAGAACUUCAAACUGAACACUUAGAUGCUGAAAUAAAAUGCAAAGUCAGUAUACCAUCUGGAUUAAGUGCCAAUAAAAGCAUCACCCUUUCUUUCACCAGUCAGAAUGCAGCAACUAACGACUUGAUCAUUUACAUAGUAAGCGGAUCUGUAGUAGGCCUACUUAUUUUACUAGGCCUACUUGCAGUUUGUAUCAAAACGAAAAUUGAGAGGAAUUACGAAAAACAGAGCAGAUUGACGGCAGCAUAUGCCAAUCACGAUGUAUCGUUGAACCAGGUUGAAAGUAAUCGAGACUGGUAUAAUAGUGAGCCUCAACCAGAACAUCCAAAGCCCAUGUCGAUAACUAAAAGUUCCGAAAAUGAUGUCUUAGAAUCCGCUGUACCCGACAUCAAACAAAUUCAAGCCUUAAGCCUCAAAGAAAAAUAUUCAUUGGAAAACAUUUCCGAAAGAGAACCACGACAAAGAAGCAGGGAAAGAAGGCUAUCCACUCGAUCUGUUGACGACCUUUAUGCUGAGCCUGAAUUUAAUAAUACAGAAACUACCAAGUCAGACCUGAUUGAAGGGCUAUAUGCCAAGCCGAACAAACCGAAGGAUAAGAGAAAGUUGCCUACUCAGUCUAGGUAUGCCGUUGGUCCCAAUAAUGACGUAUAUACGUUACCAAUACGAAUUAAUCAAACGACUAUCAAUGGAUACUCCAAGGAAUUUAGAGUGAUCAACCAAAGGAAAAACAUAAUCAUUGAGUUUGAUCUGCAGCUGACCUAG
Anneissia japonica is the source of this 1617-nucleotide messenger RNA. Its product is annotated as peroxidasin homolog. The transcript is spliced from 2 exons. Bases 1 to 1617 code for a protein of 538 amino acids. NCBI's taxonomy places the organism in Eukaryota, Metazoa, Echinodermata, Crinoidea, Comatulida, Comatulidae. The record is from RefSeq and is a predicted model, not a curated record.